This is a messenger RNA of Leptonychotes weddellii (Weddell seal), 2308 nucleotides long. The record is from RefSeq and is a predicted model, not a curated record. Lineage: Eukaryota; Metazoa; Chordata; Mammalia; Carnivora; Phocidae.
AUGAGUGCCGCUGGAGGAAUGAGGGUGUCUGAGAGGAAACCUCCCCAGAGCAUGGAGGUUGGUCUCACCCACGAAGGAAAGGAUGACUUAGGAGAGAGGGGGGUCCUCAUCGGAACAAAAUCUCCCACGGAGUUAAGGUUCAGAGUGGGAUUAGGAAAAGAAGAUUCUUCAUGUAGGGAGAGCCUCCUGGGUAGUAAUAAAUUUGAGGAGAGGAUAGCAUCACCAGAAACAAAAUCUCCAUUGAGCAAGGAGCUUGAAAUGAAAUUAAAAAGACAGAAUCUUUCUAGGACCCUCCUGGAGAGGAGUAAUUUAGGAGUCUCUGGGGUCUCAGCCUCCCAGGAAACAAAAUCUUCUCUAGGUAUGUUGCCAGGAAGAAUGGGCUUAGAAAAUGAGUGUCUUCUGGGAAGGUGUUCUGGAAGGAUAAUACAGCCUCACUUGGGCAUGGUAUGUGAAAGUCCACAGGCUCUAGGGAGCAGGAGAGGUUCUGUGGCUGGGUCCUCUGAAGGGUUAGGGGCUUCACUGGGGAAGCAGCCUACUUUGGAUAUGGAACCUAGACAGGAACUGGGAAAAGAGACCUGUGUGGUGAUGAAGCCCCGUGCAGAGAUGAAGCCUCCUGUUGAGGUGGACACUGGUCUACCCAAACUAGAAGAGCCAGAUAAUACAGGGCCCCAAAUAGGCUUGGUGAUAGAACCUUCUGAGAGCCAGUUUGCCCAACAACCUGAAGAGAGAAAGGAGGCUGAAAACACUGAACCAGGAGUAGAACCUCCAGAUCGCAUCAGACCCAUAUACUCUGGGAAAUUUUUUGAUCGGAUGCCUUGCUGGCCAAGUGCAGGGAAAGUUAUUCCUAUUGGACACAGAGUUGCAACCUGUUUGACUGAAAAACUUCCUAGGCUAAUUACUCCACCUGAGGCAAAAAAAUUUUUCAACUAUAGAUAUCCACCUGCUGGAGCUGAAAGAGUAUUUUAUGGCAGAGCAAAUGAUCCCCCAAUCGCUCCUUAUUUGACACAUGGAAUAAGAUCUAAAAUUUCGAUACCGGCAAAGGUAUUGAUCAACCCAGAGCCUAUAACAACAUUUCAACAGAAAAUUAAAGAUAAAAAGGAGUCAGUAUAUUUUAGCAAUCAAUGGGCACCACUAGGAAAAUCUCAUGAUCAAACGCCAGGAUUACCUAAGGGCCUGGAUGUACUCAAUACGACAUUUGGGACAAUAGUCAUCAGAGAAUCAUCUGCUAGAGAUGUAGUGAAUCCACCAAAACCCUAUGAAGAAGUAUUUAAGGAAGGAAAGGAAGGACAUGAUCUGUAUAUUGUUUCUCACAACGAUUAUUAUGUGGAGUGUCACUCUUCUCCAGAAAUUUAUUCAGCUCGGAAAAGAGGAGCUAAGGUCGUAUCCAAAAGAGUUGAUGAUUUCAAAGAAAAGUUUCAACAUAAACUUGGAAGAGUUUUAGAUCCCAUUGCAGAAACAAUGACUGUUCCCCCAGACCACACAUUUGGAGCUUGUCUCCGUGCUGAGGAGUAUGGAGCUGGUGAUCUCAUCCAUAACAGACUUCCGGGUGAAUAUCUUCAAGGCAAGGAUAGACAGAGAGCCCUGAUCGCAGCAGUGCGACAUCACUUGAAGAAAGUUAACUACCAAAACUUUGACACUUUGCUGGCAGCCUUCAGGCACUAUGAUAAGGCUAUUUACCCAACCCCAACUCUGCUUCAAGGUAGAAAACCAGAUUGUGCAAACCCUGCUGAGGCUAAUGUUGAAGAAUCUGAACCAACUCUCCUGAUAAAACCCGAAGAUAUUGUCUUAAAAGAACCAGGGAGCUCAGGAAAGACCCUCCGGACACUUCCGAGGCCAAGUGAUACAGUUUCUAAUCACUAUAAGACAACUUCUUCUGAGAUCAGUGCGGUUGUAGGAGCUGUUCCUUCUACUUGUUAUCCCAUCUAUGGUGUUCCAACCAUUCGGUCUGAUAUUCCUGCCCCCCGAAUUCGUCGCGUCAGUGAUAGAACUAAUUAUGGUGAAGAGGGCAAUGCCUAUUCGUUACUACAUCCUUCCAUCUUUAGCCAGAAAGGAGUGUUUGAAAGAGACUUCUUUAAGACCAGAUCAAAAAAAGAGAUUGCAGAGAUAUUAUAUAAUAUUGGUGUCAAGCUUUCUGAUGAAGAAUUUGAAAAUGUAUGGAAUCUUGCAUCAAAAAAACAUCACAAAGGAGAAGUUUGUGUUGAGACCAUCAGAAACAUUCUGGAUGAGCUACAACAUGCAGACCGGGUCAAGUGUAAAACAGCCACGUGAUACUUUUGGAGUUCGUUCAUUUAAACAAAAGAAUUGUUAA